Messenger RNA from Paramecium tetraurelia, 1725 nucleotides. RefSeq lists its product as uncharacterized. Gene Ontology annotation, molecular function: protein phosphatase regulator activity; protein binding. Gene Ontology annotation, cellular component: protein phosphatase type 2A complex; cytoplasm. The record is from RefSeq and is a predicted model, not a curated record. The transcript is spliced from 4 exons. Gene Ontology annotation, biological process: protein dephosphorylation. Lineage: Eukaryota; Ciliophora; Oligohymenophorea; Peniculida; Parameciidae.
AUGGAAGAAGAAGACUGCACUAUUUUUAUUGAAGAACUCAAAAGUGAUGAUCCCACUCUCAAACUCAAUGCCGUAGACAAAAUUGUAACCAUAGCACAAAUCCUUGGACCUGCAAGGACAUGCCAAGAACUCAUCCCUUACCUAAUAGAUAUCAUUGAAGAAUAGGAUAACGAAGAUGAAUUCCUCAUUAAAUUAGCUAAAGAAUUAGUCAAUCUCAAACCUUACACUGGUGCCAAUAUUCAUUUGUUAAAUGCGCCUUUAGAAAUACUAAGUUCUAUGGAAGAGCCUUUAGUCAGAGAUAAAGCGGUAGAAUCUUUAAUCUUGCUUGCUGAAGGAAUGCCAAACAGUUUUUUUGAAAGUCACUUUUUUUAAAUUGUCCAAUAAUUAGGUCAAUGGGACAACUUUCCUUCCAGAAUAUCAGCAGCCAGUCUUCUACCUCUCACUUACAAACAUGUUUCAUUAGAAAAAUAGACUACUCUUUGGGAUUUAUUCAAAUAACUAUGUGGAGAUGACACUCCAAUGGUUAGAAGAGUUUGUGCAGGAGUUUUGCCUGAUCUUGCCAAAAUGAAAUGCUAACCAUAACAAUUAUUAUCAUUAUGGGAAGCAUUGCUCAAAGAUCCCAUCGAUAGUGUUAAAAUUAAAGCAAUUGAAGGAUCCCAAUAUAUGCUCAAAUUGAUUGAUGAAGAACAUGAAUUAGAAACAUAGAUUCAAGGAUACUUUGCUCUUGCUGAUCCCAAAGAAAAAAGUUGGCGUGUUAGAUAUACUGUUCCUGAGUGUUUUGAAAGCAUAAUUGACAUAAUAGUUAAACUAAAUAAAAAUAAAAGUAUUUUAAAAAAUCAAGCAGUUCCUGUGUUUUAAUAAUUACUUAAAGAUACUGAACCUGAAGUAAGAUCUAUGGCACUAAUAGCUAUCUAUCAUUUAUUAAAAGAGCUACCUGCUUCGAACAAAGAUUCAUUUUUACCAUUAUUCUUAGCUCUUUCUACAGAUACUUCAUAACAUGUUAGGAUGUCUUUGGCAGAACAAAUUUGCAAGAUAUCCAAAUAAUAUCAGGUUUAAAUCGUGUUGCAAAACUUCAUACCCUUAAUUACAACUUUGAUUAAGGAUGAUGUUGUAGAAAUCAAAAUCAUGCUCGCUCACAAUUUGGAUUAGUUAUCAUAAGCAAUUGGACAGGAAAACUCAAAAAAACACUUAGUUCCAUUGAUAUAGACAUUUGCAUCAGAGAAACAAUGGAGAUACAGAUUAGAAAUGAUGUCUAUCAUACCCAAACUUCUCAAGGUGGCAGGCUAUGACAGUUUCUUAGAGUUAUAGGAAGUUUACCUCGAAAAGGGUGUUUUGAAUCACUAUUAAGCAAUUAGAGAUUAGGCUAUAGAAAAUCUAGUCUAAUUGAGCGAAGUCUUUGGUUAUGAUAAGAUCAGGGAUUUCAUUUUAAAAUGCAUCAAUAUACAAUUCGAGCAUUAGAAUUACAUCUAUAGAGUGUCAGCUAUGCAUAGUAUUGCAAAGUUAAAGAAUACAUUAUCAAAGGAUGAUCUAGUAAAUUAAUUUAAAGAAGUAACCCAGAAGUCUUUGAAUGAUAAGGUUCCUAACGUUAGAUUGAAUAUUUUCAAGUUGUUCACAGCAAUCCAAAAUAAAUUAGACAACAAGACUCAAAAUGAGUUCAAAAAUAAAGCUAGAACUUUAUAAUAAGAUCAGGAUAUAGAUGUGAAAUAUUUUGCAUAAAAAAUUUGA